This is a messenger RNA of Paracoccidioides lutzii Pb01, 1854 nucleotides long. RefSeq lists its product as hypothetical. Gene Ontology annotation, cellular component: perinuclear region of cytoplasm. The coding region runs from base 1 to 1854 and encodes 617 amino acids. The transcript has 2 exons. Gene Ontology annotation, biological process: intracellular calcium ion homeostasis. The record is from RefSeq and is a predicted model, not a curated record.
AUGACGUCUCAUCUGGUUGCAAUUGCGAAAGCUACUUUCUCGGCUGGGCUUUUGCGAUCAGAUCCCACAUCCGUGCACCGCGAUGAGAUCGCCGUUUUCCAUAACGCCCUCGACAAGGCGCUGGCACAAUGCUCUCCAGGAAACAUCCAGAAUUGCAAAUCGUGGCUUUUGAAAAAUGUCAUCCCCUCUGCAGCAAGAAUCGGGGCUCUAGGCAAAUACCUUGUCACUCUGUCUGGAUCCUUCGAUCCUAGUGAUAAAAAACCCACAGUUGAUGGACAGCCCGUGGUUGAAACCUCGAAAACCUCUUCAAAGCGGAAACGAUUGCAUAUCCUGUAUUUAUUAAACGACCUGUUGCAUCACACUAAAUAUCAUGAACAAACGACGUCGUCUUUUUCAAGUUUCAGCGGUUCAAUUCAGCCAUUUUUAGUGGAGCUUAUCAGCUUCGCAUCUGGUUAUGGUCGCGAGGAAAACCCAAAACACCACAAGCGAUUGGACGAGAUUCUCGAUAUAUGGGGUAGCAAUGGCUACUAUAGUAGCGAUUAUAUCAACAAACUUCGCGAGACGGUGUAUAAUUCAUCUUCUCCCGAUGCGCUGAAUUCAAAAUCUGCCCCCAAGGGAUCCCAUUCUGAUACUCCAAUCAAAGCUGUUUUGAGAGAUGCUCCCUAUAUAAUGCCAGCGACACACGGGGACCUUUCCACGCCCUAUCACGAACUACCUGCGGGAAAUUUAAUGCCCCUUAUAAUUCCAAACUCCACCGUUCCGAUUAGACCGCAUGCAGUCAAGCCUCUUCAGUUCCUUGCGGGGCCCGCUGAUGAAUCUCUGGUGUCGGCUGUGAAGAACUUCUUAGAUGAUGUGGACAAGAUAUAUAACUCCAAUAGUGAUAUGUUGGCAGAUGGACAUGAGGUGGACAUCGAUGAGCUUGGUCAGGUUGUUGUCCGUGACGAAAUGACUGGAGAAAUCAUCGAUGGAGAAACAUACUAUGGUUGGUCGCGCUCGUUCUGCGAGAAAAUGAAAAGGAGACAAGACAGAUUCGGGAGUAGGAAUCGAAGUCGAAGUCGCAGCCGCAGCCGGAGUUAUGAUACAAGGAAGCGGCGACGAUACAGCGAUAGCAUCAGCAGUGAUGAUAGGGAAAGAUCAAAAUCACCAGGCUCAUCGAUAUCUCCCCAUCGUAGUCGAAGCCGCUCUAAUUCGCGCUCCAUUUCGCGAUCCCGAUCUCGCACUGCCCCACGACGUGCCGGACACCGUAGAUCAGGUACAAGAUCAAAAUCAUACUCUCCUCGCCCGUUAUCUCCGCCACGUUUUCCACCCCAGCAACAAAGUCCACCCUUCCCGCCGCCUCCAGGAGCAACUCCGCAUAUUCUGCCUCCACCCACAAUCCCCUACCCAUUCAAUGGAACCCAACAAUUUCCUCCCCCACACCCAACAGUCCUGGGUUCAGGAGGCAUGUUUAUUCCCCCACCUCCGCCAAAGCCAUCAGGCUAUCUUGGACCCUGGCCACCUCCACCCCCACCCCUUCCGCCCUCACAGCAUCCUGGCGCACCGCCACCGUUCCCACCACAUUUACCACCCAUGAGUGUGGAUAUGAACUUUCCGGGCUUCAAUAAUCCAGCCGCGUUCCAACACCAAGCCGGGCCCGGGGGGCCGCAGUUCUCUGCCCAUCCACAUCCGCCACCACCUCCACCAUCUGAUCAACAGUUACAUCCCGGAUCAUACCAUUUCCCGUCUCCGCAUGUGGGACAGGGACAAGGGCGUGGAACCCCUCCCAGUCAUUGUGGAGAUGCGAAUGGUUCUGGUGGUGGUCGGGGAGGUAGCUCUGAUGUAAGGGGUGGUUGGGGUAGAGGAGGAUGGUAUUGA